Messenger RNA from Rhodotorula toruloides NP11, 3750 nucleotides. Its product is annotated as peroxisomal biogenesis factor 6. The transcript has 11 exons. Lineage: Eukaryota; Fungi; Basidiomycota; Microbotryomycetes; Sporidiobolales; Sporidiobolaceae. Gene Ontology annotation, biological process: protein import into peroxisome matrix. The coding region runs from base 1 to 3750 and encodes 1249 amino acids. Gene Ontology annotation, molecular function: ATP binding; ATP hydrolysis activity. The record is from RefSeq and is a predicted model, not a curated record. Gene Ontology annotation, cellular component: peroxisomal membrane; cytosol.
AUGGACUCGCUGUCAGCCCAUUACUGCACGCUACAAGCACACACUUCGACAGCACUCGCCUCACCCGCUCUCUGGACCGCGCUCGUCGACUCCCUCCCCGGACCCGACCGCGACGACCCGCCGACCUGCCUCGCGCUCGCUCUCGCACCGAGGCAUGCCAGGUCUGCGCGAGGGAAGGAGUUGAGGACGGUGGUUGUGCGCGCGAGGGAGGCGAGCAAGCAGGAGAUGAGGGACGCCGGCGAGGAUGAUGCGGGCCAACAGGACUUGCCAGAGAACGUCUUGCUCCUUCCGACGCGACUCGUCCAGGCGCACCCAGCAGUCUUCACCCGCCGGUCCUCCUCAUCCCCCACCUCCGCCUCUCCUCCCUCCCUCUCCCUAAGCAUAGCGCAAGCGCUCCCGCUCACCUCCGCGAUCUUCCUCUCACUCGACUCGACGUCCUACACGAACGCCUCAGACAAGUCAGGGCGACUCGAGACGCUCCUCGCAGAAAAAGAAGCGGAUCUUGUUCGUGAGGGCGAUGUGGUGCACUUGCCUGGUGUUGGGCGUUGGAAAGUCGCCGUGACGGAACCGCUGCUGCAGGGCGCGUUCGUCAAGGGAAAGACGAGGUUGCUUGUUCUGCCGCCCGCAGAUGGCGGAGCCCAGGAGGACGAAGCGGUCGACGCGGGCUUGGUGGAUGGGACAGACGCGUCCGAGGAGGACGACCUACUCGACUUCGACAUCGACGACUCGUUCCUCGCCUCCUCCGUCCUUCCUUCCCGCCGCGCGCACGCAACACCCCUCACGUCUCCCCUUCCCUCCUCCGCCGGUGUAAACGGGAAGAGCUUCCCUCUCAUCGAGCCCCCUCCCACCACUCACUCCGGCACAUCCAUCUCAGCCCUCCCACUUUCUCUCCCUGUCCCGGCCGACGCGCUCACCCCUCCGCCAGACGCAGACGAAGACGACCUCCCUCAUGCGCUGGCUUCGACGGCUGAUUUGGGACGGCUGGGGCUCUUCAGUGGAGACUGGGCUUUGGUGGAACCUGCGAACGCGGUCGGCGGAGAGGAGGAGCAGAAGGACGAAGAUAGGGGACGGCUUGUGAGGGUGUUCGCGGGUGAAGGGUUGCUGUACGGACGAGAGGCAGUUGCGUCCUCCAUCUCGACACUCUAUCUUCCCCCGCCUCUGCUCUUCAACCUCCUCGGUCCCUCCUCUCUCUCCUCGACGCCCUCCUCCCCCUCCUCUCUCACCCUCCACCCGGCUCCUCUGCUCUCCCCAAUCCUCCCCCUCCCCUUCCCCACCGCCUCCUCAGUAACCAUCUCACGCCUCGCCUCCCCUCACUCAGUAAACAAACUCUACCAGCCGCUCUUCCUCGAGGGGUUGAAGGAGUAUUUCUCUGGGAGGAGGAGGGCGGUCAAGAGGGGUGAUGUGAUUGCUGUCGGGAUUGACGAGGAGAAGGUUAGGUACGUCGGGGAGGGGAAGGGUGAGGCGGUUGAAGAGGACUUUGAUUUGCCAGACGAAUCCGCCGCCCCGACAGCCGUCGUUCACUUCCUCAUCACCUCUCUCUCAGUCGACGCAUCUACCUCCUCCUCCGCACCAACAGGCGACUUUGACCUCGACCGCCGCCUCGAAGACGGCUUGCUCGGAUGCUUUGUGGACCCGAAGGUGACCAAGUUGUUGCAGACGGGCGUCGAGAGGGGACGGGUGCCGGAUGAUGCGGGAUGGCUUGGGAUUGAAUCCUCUCCGACCGUCCCCCUCGCGCCCGACUCGCUUCUCGGCACCCCAACCCCAGCCUCAAAGCUCUACGACUUCCUCCUCUCCUCCCUCACCCCGCGCGCCUCCACCUACUCCCUCCCCCUCACAGUCCUGCUCAAAGGCUCCCUGGGAAGCGGCAAACGAACUCUCAUCCGCUCCGUUGCCCGUCGAGCCGGUGUUGGACUCCUCGAGUUGGAUUGCUUUGAUUUGCUUGGGGAGAGCGAUGCGAAGACGGAGGGACGCCUCAGGGCGCUGGCGGUGGAUAAGGCGCUGGCUUGUGCGCCGGUGGUGUUGGUGUUGAGGAAUGUCGAGGCAUUGGCCAGGAAGAGUCAGGCGAUGGAGACAGGGCAGGAACCGCCUAUGACGACCGUCCUCCGAGACUGCUUCGCGACGAUCCGGGACGGCUGGAAAGCGAGCGGUCACCCGGUCGUCGUGGUCGCUACGACGACAGACGUCGAGAAGGUCCCGACGGGCGUCCUCGGCUUGUUCAAGGAGGAGAUCGGCAUCCAGGCCCCGGCAGAACCCGAGCGACUCGCCAUCCUGCGAAACCUCACCGCCUCGGACAUCAUCUCCCCCGACGUUUCUCUCCGCUCGCUCGCAGUCCAAACCGCCGCACUCGUCGCCAAUGACCUGGUCGACCUCGUCCGCCGCGCCCGCGCAGCCGCAGCCGAGCGGGUUCUCGAGCUCGCUUCCUCGACCGACGCGACGACGAGUCUGAGCGACAUCGCCCACGCCGGCGUAGCGCUCACCUCUCUCGACUUCAAUUCCGCGCUCGACAAAGCUCGCUCGGCGUACUCGGAGAGUAUCGGCGCGCCCAAGAUCCCGAAUGUCACGUGGGACGAUGUUGGUGGACUGGCGAAUGUCAAGAGCGACAUUCUUGAUACGAUUCAGUUGCCGCUUGAGCACCCGGAGUUGUUUGCGGACGGGCUCAAGAAGCGCAGUGGUAUCCUCCUCUACGGCCCACCGGGGACGGGCAAGACUCUCCUCGCGAAAGCGGUCGCGACCUCGUGCUCUCUCAACUUCUUCUCCGUCAAGGGUCCCGAGCUGCUCAACAUGUACAUCGGCGAAUCGGAAGCGAACGUCCGUCGAGUCUUCCAGCGCGCGAGGGACGCCAAACCCUGCGUCGUCUUCAUGGACGAGCUGGACUCGGUUGCGCCGAAGCGUGGGAACCAAGGUGAUUCGGGUGGCGUGAUGGAUCGGAUUGUGAGUCAGUUGCUGGCGGAGUUGGAUGGCAUGAGCGAGGGGAAGGGAGGGAACGACGUCUUCGUUAUUGGCGCGACCAACCGACCGGACUUGCUCGACCCUGCAUUGCUGCGACCUGGACGCUUCGACCGCAUGCUCUACCUCGGCGUUUCCAACACUCACCAAGCACAACUCAACAUCAUUCAAGCCCUGACGCGCAAGUUCAAGCUCGCGCCCGAGACGGACCUCGCCAAACUCGCCGAAAAGUGCUCGUUCAACCUCACCGGCGCCGACUUUUAUGCGUUGUGUUCGGACGCGAUGCUCAAGGCUAUGACGAGGAAGGCGGAGGUGGUGGAUAAGCGGAUAGCGGAACUGAAUGCCCAGCCGCCGUACUCGACGGGCGAGUCUCCGCUGCUCACGCCGCAGUACUACCUCGCCGAGAUGGCGACGCCAGCCGAGAUCGAGGUGCUUGUCGCCCAGCAAGACUUUGACGCCGCUCUCGCCGAGCUCGUGCCGUCCGUCUCGCAAGCCGAGAUGCUCCACUACAAGACUGUCCAGCAGCGCUUCUCCGCCGAGACGAUGAACAGCGACGACAACCUUGCCGCGAAGGAGAAGAAGGAGGCAGCGCCCGUCCCUUCGCCUUCGCCCUCGCUUCCGCAACUUCCGGCCGCCAUCCCCGGUCCCUUCAAGCCGAACGGAAUCGUCAAGGGUCCUGUCGAAAAGGUCGUCCCGAACGGUCUCGUCGUUGACGGCGUGCAGGACGUGGUUGACCCUGAGGAGGAGGAGAAGCGACGGAAGCGACGGGCGGCCAAGGGCAAGGGCAAGGCGCGGGCGGAAUAA